Molecule: messenger RNA, 1741 nt
Organism: Elaeis guineensis (African oil palm)
Lineage: Eukaryota; Viridiplantae; Streptophyta; Magnoliopsida; Arecales; Arecaceae
Product: ubiquitin carboxyl-terminal hydrolase 4
Biological process (GO): protein deubiquitination
Cellular component (GO): nucleus; cytosol
Molecular function (GO): cysteine-type deubiquitinase activity
Source: RefSeq, a predicted model, not a curated record
GUCUCUCUCGUUUCUUUCCUCGAUGGCCAGUAGCAACAGAUGAGAAGGAUAUACCGUGAAACCCUAAGAAUCGCCGACCAAUCCUUGCUCAUUUGUCUUCGUCGACGGAGUGGGAGCUGCUGAGAGAGGGAGAGAGAGGGAAGACGUCUAGGGUUAGGGUUUCGAUCGAGAUCGGGCGCCGGGGGUGGAGCUUUUGGCGGCGGUGAGGAGGGCUUGGAUGGUGAUGGGAGCCGCGGGCUCCAAGCUCGAGAAGGCUCUGGGAGACCAGUUUCCCGAAGGAGAGCGCUACUUUGGCCUCGAGAACUUCGGCAACACUUGCUAUUGCAACAGCGUCCUGCAGGCUCUUUAUUUUUGUCUCCCUUUCCGAGAACAAUUACUGGAGUAUUAUGCAAAUAACAAAACUGGGGGAGAAGCAGAAGACAAUCUUUUGACAUGUUUGGCUGAUCUAUUCACUCAGAUUAGCUCCCAGAAGAAGAAAACUGGUGUGAUUGCUCCAAAGCGUUUUGUGCAGAGAGUGAAGAAACAAAAUGAGCUUUUCCGCAGCUAUAUGCACCAGGAUGCCCAUGAAUUUUUAAAUUUCUUGCUGAAUGAGCUUGUUGAUAUUCUGGAGAAAGAGAAUGCUGCAAAAACUUCCCCUGAAAUCUCAUCAUCAUCAGAAAAGAUUGCAAAUGGGCCUAGCCAUCCUCAAGGCAAUGGUGUUCGAAAAGAGCCAGUUUCUACAUGGGUGCACAAAUGUUUUCAGGGCAUACUGACCAAUGAAACAAGAUGCUUACGGUGUGAAACUGUCACUGCGAGGGAUGAAACUUUUUUCGACCUAAGCCUUGACAUUGAGCAAAAUAGUUCGAUCACAAGCUGUCUCAAAAAUUUCAGCUCAACAGAGACUUUAAAUGCUGAGGAUAAGUUCUUCUGUGACAAAUGCUGCAGCUUGCAAGAAGCCCAGAAGAGGAUGAAGAUAAAGAAGCCACCAAACAUCCUAGUGAUCCAUCUCAAGCGCUUCAAGUACAUUGAGCAGCUUGGCCGGUACAAGAAGCUAUCGUAUCGUGUUGUGUUUCCUUUGGAGCUGAAGCUUAGCAACACCAUUGACAACGCAGACUGCGAGUAUUCUCUCUUUGCAGUUGUGGUGCAUGUUGGGAGUGGGCCCAACCAUGGUCACUAUGUUAGUCUGGUCAAAAGUCAUAACCAUUGGCUGUUCUUCGAUGAUGAAAAUGUGGAGAUGAUUGAUGAGUCCAUGAUACAGACUUUCUUUGGGUCCACGCAGGAGUACUCGAGCAACACUGACCAUGGGUACAUCUUGUUCUACGAGAGGCUUGGUGGAAGAAGUUGAAGGCUUUACAAACUUCUCAGUUUGUGGGUGAUUACACUCUGCUCGUUUCUUCUCACCAUAUCAAAUAUUUUUCCUCCAUUUGGAAUAGCUCACAGAAAUCUUUAUGCUGGAGCGACAGCAUCCAAUAUCAGAGGUAGUCAUGUAUAGUGGAUGCUGACGCAUCAUCUUGUUCAUUUGAUAAUAAAGUGAAAAUGAGUUUUGAGGGUUUCAGUGAGGAGGAGAUUUCCUUUGUAUCCUUCACUGUUGGAUAUUUCAAUAUAGCAAAAUGCAAUUGCCCCAAACAAGCUCUCUGGGAGGUUAGCUUUAAGUUUUUGAUAGCAACAUUCUGGAACUGCUUAUAAUUGAUCCUUCAAUCAAUUCCAGAUGCUAGGAAGUAAUAACGGUUGUCUUUCAAAGUUCCAGGGGAUUCAUUGUUCU